CUAACAUCGAUAAUCGCUAUUAUAACUAUCUUUAUAGCUAGCUGUUCUUUUACUUUGUCUUUAUCCGGUUGGUACGUGUCAACAGUUGCCCGGGGGAAACAGACGCCCGGCAGUUGGAUAAACAGUUCCAGUAUACGGCAUUGCUCACCUUAGACAAACUCAUUUGGACUCAUUUUAACACGAGUUAUAUUCAGUUGAGUGUUUCAGUUUUAAUUACAUGUUAAAACAACGGAAUAGUCACGAAUUUGAGAAAAUAGUCUUAGCUCUCUACGCCUCUUACGUUUAAUAUUCAAAAAACAUGGCGGCGGCGUCCUUGAGCAGCACAGGGAGCGUGCUGCUGCAGAGUGCUUUGGCCCGGUCCGGCUCAUUAUGCAGAGCCCUCCACGUCACUGCAGUGUGCUGCAAGAAUCGAGCAGCCCGUGUCCGAGUGGGGAAAGGAGACAAACCUUUGACCUAUGAGCAAGCACUUCCUCCUCAUCACAUCGCCCAUCGCAAAGGAUGGCUGUCACAGAACACCAGUAACCUGAGAGGAGAGCAGGGUGCGGCUGAGCGGACCACCGAGGACCUGUUCCUGAGGCGCUUCGUGUUCGGGACCUUCCACGGCUGCCUGGCCAACGAGAUCGUGAUCAAACGGCGCGGCAACGUGCUCGUAGUGUGCGCUCUGAUGCUCCAGAAACUCCCCCCGCAGAAGUUCUACUUCCUGAUUGGCUAUUCAGAGUCACUGCUGUCACACCUGUACAAGUGCCCGGUGAAGCUCGAGGUUCAGACCCUGCAGGACAGAGCUGUGUACAAGUACCUCUGACGGAUCUGUGUAGUACUCAAACUGACUGGGCCCCCACCUGCUGGGUUUAGUUCUGCUAUUAAAAUGGUGACUUUGUCCCUGGCUCCAUCCUCUGUUUUCAAUUGUCAAAAGGUGUAUUUUGCUUUUGUUGAACUAACUCUCGGAAUUAAAGAGAAUGAAAUCUUGCGUG
Molecule: messenger RNA, 971 nt
Organism: Etheostoma spectabile (orangethroat darter)
Lineage: Eukaryota; Metazoa; Chordata; Actinopteri; Perciformes; Percidae
Gene: mrps24
Product: mitochondrial ribosomal protein S24
Exons: 4
Coding region: 299-802 (167 amino acids)
Biological process (GO): translation
Cellular component (GO): mitochondrion
Source: RefSeq, a predicted model, not a curated record